Messenger RNA from Microthlaspi erraticum, 2310 nucleotides. The record is from the annotation of a GenBank genome assembly. NCBI's taxonomy places the organism in Eukaryota, Viridiplantae, Streptophyta, Magnoliopsida, Brassicales, Brassicaceae.
AUGCUUAGUCAAGUUCAUGGAUUCAAGGAAGCUUAUAAAGAGCUGAUAGCUUAUAUGGACUUAGAGAGAGAAGAGGAAGAGCCAGACAUUGACAAGGUCAGGAAAUAUCACAAACCAAAGUUAAGAAUCUCACCUGAACUAUGCACACAUCGCAUCAUCCUGGAGGAUGAGUCUAGUUCUUCAAUUGAACACCAAAGGAGGCUAAACCCAAACCUAAAGGAAGUUGUCAAGAAGGAGAUAAUGAAGCUAUUGAAAGCUGGAGUGAUUUAUCCAAUAUCAGAUAGUGCAUGGGUCAGCCCUGUACAUGUCGUGCCAAAGAAAGGAGGGAUCACAGUCAUCAAGAAUGAACAUGAUGAGCUCAUUCCAACAAGAACAAUCACUGGACACAGAAUGUGUGUCGACUACAGGAAGCUGAACUCCUCCACGCGCAAGGACCACUACCCCUUGCCAUUCAUAGACCAGAUGCUUGAGCGCCUUGCCAAUCAUCAAUACUACUGUUUCUUGGAUGGAUACUCAGGAUUUUUCCAAAUUCCAAUCCACCCAGAUGAUCAGGAGAAGACUACAUUCACUUGUCCCUAUGGCACAUAUGCUUAUAGGAGAAUGCCUUUUGGAUUGUGCAAUGCUCCAGCUACAUUCCAAAGGUGUAUGAUGUCCAUAUUCACAGAUCUCAUAGAAGAGAUUAUGGAGGUUUUCAUGGAUGAUUUCUCAGUAUAUGGUUCUUCCUUUGAAUCAUGUUUGGGAAAUCUUGGAAGAGUGCUACAGAGAUGUGAAGACAAGCACCUAGUUCUAAAUUGGGAGAAGUGCCACUUUAUGGUUAGAGAUGGAAUAGUGCUUGGACAUAGAAUCUCAGAGAGAGGCAUAGAAGUUGACAAGGCCAAGAUUGAAGUAAUGACAAACCUUCAGCCGCCCAAGACAGUCAAAGAUAUCAGAAGCUUCCUAGGACAUGCUGGUUCUACAGGAGAGGAGUGUCACAAGGCUUUCACUAAGAUCAAAGAUGCAUUGGUCAGUGCGCCAGUGGUUCAACCUCCAAACUGGGAACUACCUUUUGAGAUAAUGUGUGAUGCAAGUGAUUAUGCAGUAGGAGCAGUGCUUGGACAAAGAAAAGACAAGAAGCUACAUGUGAUCUACUAUGCCAGCAGAACACUUGAUGAGGCACAAUGCAAGCCAGGAACAAAGAUCUCAUCAUCAAACACACCAUGGUUUCGCCACAUAGCAAACUUCCUUGCAGCUGAAUACCCACCACCAAACUUCUUUGGCUACAGAAAGAAGAAAUUUCUGCGUGAUGUAAGAAGGUACUACUGGGAUGAACCUUACUUAUACAAGAAAUGUUCAGAUGGAAUGUUUAGAAGAUGCAUACCAGAGGAAGAGGUAGAAGGAAUAUUGUUUGCUUGUCAUAGUUCUAGCUAUGCAGGCACUUUGCCACUUACAAGACAGUAUCCAAGGUCCUACAAGCUGGAUUUUGGUGGCCAACUAUUGGCAGUUGAUUAUGUCUCCAAAUGGGUGGAAGCCAUCGCCAGCCCUACUAAUGAUGCACAAGUGGUCAUCAAGAUGUUUAAAUCCAUCAUUUUUCCAAGGUUUGGAGUGCCUAGGAUAGUCAUAAGUGAUGGAGGUUCACAUUUCAUCAACAGAAUCUUUGCCAACCUUUUGAAGAAGCAUGGAGUCACUCACAAAGUUGCCUCUCCUUACCACCCUCAAACUAGUGGACAAGUUGAGAUCUCAAACAGAGAACUCAAGAGCAUACUUCAGAAGACAACAGGCAAGACAAGAAAGGAUUGGAGUGCCAAACUAGAUGAUGCUCUAUGGGCAUACCGCACUGCCUUCAAAACACCACUUGGUACCACCCCCUUUCAUCUUGUUUAUGGUAAAGCAUGUCAUUUACCUGUAGAGCUGGAGUACAAAGCAGCUUGGGCUAUUAAGGAGUUGAACUUCAACCUAAAGACAGCAGGAGAAAGAAGAUUGAUUCAGCUAAAUGAGCUUGAUGAGAUUAGGCAUCUGGCUUAUGAGAAUUCAAAGAUCUAUAAGGAGAGAACCAAAGCUUUCCAUGACCGCAAGAUCAUCCCAAAGAACUUCGCGCCAAACGACCAAGUUCUACUAUUCAACUCAAGGUUGAAACUCUUUCCAGGAAAGCUUCGCUCAAGAUGGUCAGGACCAUUCAGGAUUAAAGAAGUUCGCCCCUAUGGAGCAGUGGUACUAUGGGAUCCAAUGGGAGGAGACUUUACAGUCAAUGGACAAAGGUUAAAACCCUACCUAGCUUCCACCACCAUACCACAGGAGACCACACUGGCUCUUGGCGAUCCACCAGAUCCUUAA